Molecule: messenger RNA, 606 nt
Organism: Penicillium expansum
Lineage: Eukaryota; Fungi; Ascomycota; Eurotiomycetes; Eurotiales; Aspergillaceae
Exons: 2
Coding region: 1-606 (201 amino acids)
Source: RefSeq, a predicted model, not a curated record
AUGGCUACUGAAGGAGCCCCCGUGCAGAACAGUGCAGCUUCAGAUCGAGACACUGCCCAGCUAGUCAAGGAACAUUCGCAUGCAUUCCAGAACAGAUUAAACACAACUCAAACGGAUAGCCCACCUCUUGCCCAAACAGAAAACUCCAAUAUAGACACCGACCCGCUGAAGGCAGCGGAAGGGCUUGAGACACCCAAGCCCACCCCAGAAACCAAGCCGCCUGUGACAGAGCCUAAAGGAUCUGCUCUCGGCAGUAUUCCUGUUGCCCGUGAGUCCCAAAUCCCAGUAGGGCCUAAGGAUGAAAUAGUGGCGGGCGAGAAGCGUGACAUUGAUUCAACUGUGACGCCCACUCCGGCUCUGGCUGAGGAUGAGGAGCAACGAAAGCCUGAACCGUCGGAUGAGCCUGAUACCAAGAAGCUGAAGACAGACGAGAAGCCUGUCACAAAUUCUAAUGGCACCGCUGCUGUUGCUCCCUCCAACGCAGACAGUGGAGGGCAGAAGAAGGCAAGUCGGUCUAAGAAGGAUAAGAUCAAGGAUGCCGUGAACAAGGUUAUCCCAGGAGAUGGCAUUGGUAGCCGGACUCGCAGCCGGACAAAGGGAGCUUGA